GGCCUGCGACCUCUUGUGAUGAUCCCCGGAAAACGGGUUUUGGGUGGAAGAGAUGCCCUUCCUGGGGCAUGGCCAUGGCAGGUCAGUGUGCAGCAUGUCUAUGAAAAUACUAAUGCCAAAGAGCAUAUCUGUGGGGGAUCCGUGAUAAACAGAGAGUGGGUGGCAAGUGCAGCCCAUUGCUUUCACAAAGGCUUUAUGAAUCAUCCUGAAAAAUUCCGUAUUGUAACUGGCAUUAAUAAACUUUCAGAAAUUAAAGAUGCCAGUCAGCUGUUAAAAAUUAGCAAAAUCAUCAUGCAUGAAGAAUAUUCUGAAUCCACAACUAAGAAUGACAUUGCACUAAUUAAACUAGUAAAUCCCAUCAGCUAUACUGACUACGUCCAACCUGUCUGCAUCCCGUCCAUAGAGGAGACACAGACAUUAGAUCUGUGCUUUGUCAGUGGCUGGGGGCAUUUUACACGAGAAGGUAGUAACCCAGAUUCUUUACAGGAAGGUGAAGUGGAUCUUUUUGGAGUGGACGUCUGCAAUGAAUUUUAUUGGGGAGUACUAGCAAGAGGCAUGUUUUGUGCUGGUAAACUAGAUGGAUCUGUGGAUGCCUGCAGGGGAGACAGUGGUGGUCCCCUGUCAUGUUUUGAUUAUAAUGACAAAAAAUUUUUCCUUGUGGGAGUCACCAGCUGGGGCAUAGGCUGUGGUACACCGGGUUUUCCUGGCAUCUAUACCAACAUAUCAGAUUACAAGGAAUGGAUUGAGGCUAAACUGAAAGAAGAUGAUCCAACAAAUUUUGGCAUCACAUGGAAUGCAUUCAGGUUGACCACACUAGUACUGACAGUAGUAACUGUAUUUGUUUGACUCAAGAACAAGAGACACAGUUUUAAACAUAUAUGCUGCUCUGAGAAUAAGAGUUGCAUUUAUCAUGAAUGUUUCAAGUUAUUAUAUCUUUAAAUCUACAGCCAUGAGAUAUGAUCUUCUUAUCUACAUUUUAUCCACCUUAUAGGUAAAAAAAUAAAGGACAGAAUUAUCAUCAGCUCUUUAAGUAUGGAUAUAUGUUUUGUAUGGUUGUGUUUAUUAGUGACCCUAUUUCAUCAUAACUAAGAAGUCUCACAACUUUUUAUAUCCCUAAUUUACAUAAAUAUCUAUUUCUCUUUAAGACUUUAUUUAUACUAACCCUAUUGAAAUUAUCUCCUUUGCUAGGUCGAAUUUUGAAAGCAUCUGUGUACAUAGUGUAGAUUGUUUGAUGGAUUAACCUCUUUGUAUAUUAAUCUUAAUGUAUAACAAUUGUUUAAUGCUCAUAUGUUUUUGUUUUUAUUUGCUGCAUCUCAGUUUCUGUUCUGUUAUGUUGUAAAAAUAAAUAAAUAUUAUUGAAAAAAAAUAAAUUAUCAUCAGCUCUGCCUCUGUGAAAGAUUGUGCUCUAUGCAUAGAUUGGUAUCAAGUUUAAUAAUGAUACCUAUCCAGACCCAUGUUAUUUUGGAUGAAGACUUCUGUACUAAACUAAAAGUCUUACUUGCAAAUGUUUUAUAGUCAAAACA
Protopterus annectens (West African lungfish) is the source of this 1523-nucleotide messenger RNA. RefSeq names its product acrosin-like. Gene Ontology annotation, biological process: proteolysis. The record is from RefSeq and is a predicted model, not a curated record. Lineage: Eukaryota; Metazoa; Chordata; Ceratodontiformes; Protopteridae. Bases 19 to 846 code for a protein of 275 amino acids. The transcript has 4 exons. Gene Ontology annotation, molecular function: serine-type endopeptidase activity.